GGAGCUGGGAGCUCUCGCUGAUGAGGCAAUCUAGCAUAUUCUUGCAUAUGCACAAGCAUUGAUAACAAGAGUCUUGAUGGAAACAUCAUAGGAAGAAUAAUAAAUACCCAACGCGUCUGCUCGCUCAUUCAUGCUCGUAGUCCUCCUCCCCGGACGCUUCUCUCUUAUCUCUCCUCCAACCUCCCCAAUUAGAGACUGAUUGGACGUCACAGAGGAAGCAUCACGUACAGCCCAUCCCUUUUGUUCCAUGGUAUAAAACGAAAUCAACGCUUGACAUUCCUUCUUUCUCCAUUCACUGCACACAGCACCGGACAGCCCAGCGCCGUGCAAGUCCCGUAGUAACCUUGGAAGAUUCGCACAUUUGAAAUUAGAUUAAAUCUUGGGAUUAUCAAGUCAAAUCAGAGUCAGAGUCAGAGUCAGAGUCAGAGUCAGACCCAGAUUCAGACCCAGAAUCAGACGCAGCCAGAAGUCUUCGAGUCUACCUGCCUCCCAGCUAUCGUCCGUAUCUGUAACCGCACUGAACCGUUUUUGCGCCAAUCCCAGAUAAUUUCCGACCACCAACUUCUUUCUACCUGACCAGUUACUACCUACGACCUACUAUCUACUACGCAUACACGGUCAAAUCCCCCAAAAAGGUGGAAUCUUAUUGUUCUUCCGCCUUCAACUUUUCUCUCGACAUCAACAAAACAUCCUCGCCGACGCAUCAUUUUCAAUCAUUCAUUGGCUGCACCUCCAUUAUCUCUUCUUGUUUGCUGAAUACUGAAUACCCUAUACCCAUCAAAAUGGGAAGCUUUGUUUUCAAGUGGGAGCAUCCCGCGGAAGAGGUCUUUGUCACUGGAACAUUCGAUAACUGGUCCAAGAGCGAAAAAUUAGUGAAGAAGGGCGAUGUCUUUUCGAAGGACGUCCAACUGGCAAACGCUGGAGAGAAGAUUUAUUACAAGUUCGUCGUCGACGGUAACUGGGUUACAGAUCACACCGCUCCCCAAGAAAACGACGCAUCAGGAAAUUUAAACAACGUCCUCACAACAGAGAGAAUUGUCAAACAUACGCCCGCCACUGCUGGAAUCAUGUCUGGCGUUGCCCCAACCUCAACUACGUCAGAAUUGGCAAAGGAUGUUCCUCUUGAGAAAGAGAAAUCCCCACUCAGCCAAAAUGCCUCUUCAGAUUUGCCUGGAGCAUUCCCCGAAACCCCUGCUGCUGUGGAAACUGGUGAUUUCUCUGUGAAUCCUCUGCCCGCUGUAGAUGGUGCUGUCAAUCCUAUCAAGCUCGCACCAGGAGAGAGUGUUCCACAUCCAAGCUCUUUCACCACCAACGAUAUCACUUCUGGCGUACAUGAUGACCCCGAGCUUGUCGCUGCCGACAAAGCAAAAUCCGAAGCCGAGUCUACGUUUGGUGUCUCGCCGCUUCCCGCUUUUGCUAGUGCAGUAAACCCAAUAACACUUGCGCCUGGAGAGAAAAUUCCCAAGUCAAGCGACUUCACUACCAACACCAUCCACUCAGCUGUUCGCACCGACAAGGAAUCUUAUGAAAAUAGCGAUGCAUUGGGACAUGCUCCCAUCCUUCCUCCAGUUGUCACUCCUCAAGCGGAGCGGGAGCUGAAUGGUACUGGAAUUCUCGGUCUGACUUCUACAACCAAGAACUUGAUUCCCGAAUCAAGCUUGCCAACUGGAGCAGAUGAAGCAGGAACAUUUGAUGCGACAAACCCAACCAUCCAGUCUGCCGGUCCUCAAACCACAACAUCAAUCCUUGCCGCCAAGGUUCCACUCGAAUCGACAAAGGUGCCAGAGGUUGUCAAGGAGAGCCAAAAAGAAGCAGGAUUUGCUCCAGAGGCUAGCGCAAUUCCAUCCGAAGUUUCUGAGAAGAGCGCAGUUGAGAAAGAACUUAAGAGGGAAGUUGAUAUUGCUCCAACAACUUCCGAAGGGAUUGCUGGACAGGGCACAACCAAGACCGAAAAAACUGUUACUGCAGGUGAGGCUGCCGCUGCUGUUGGAGCUGCUGCCAUCGCCGUAGGAGGUGCUGCAUAUGCUGCCGCUUCUGCUAUCCCAAGUAAGCUCCCGGAGAGCGUUACAAGCAUUCCAAGCAAACUUCCAGAGACCGUUGCAAGCAUUCCAAGCAACCUUCCAGAGAGCUUGACCAGCAAAUUGCCAGAAUCUGUUCAACAGUCCAUCCAAUCUAUCAACGCUACCGGCACUGUUGACCAAACAACUGCCAAGGACACUCCAGAAAUCGUUAAAGAAUCAAUUGUUGAGUCUGGACAAAGCCCAGAAGCUGCUGCCAACGAAGAAGCUGUCCUUGAUAAGAAGGCUGUCGAGGCAGAAUUAUUGUCUGGGGUCAAGCCCGAGACAUCCACUGCCAAGGACACCCCUGUGGUUGUUAAGGAAUCAAUUGCUGAGUCGGGUCAAAGCCCAGAGGCUGCCGCCAACGAAGAAGCUGUCCUUGAUAAGAAGGCCUUCGAGAAGGAAUUGUUGUCCGAGAUUAAACCUGAAAACUCAACCGGUGAACCCGCACCAAAGAUUGACUCGACAAGUGUUGUUGAGCCUUCUGAAUCUGCUGCUUCUACUGCACCAGUUGUCACCAGUGGAGUCACCUCUACAGAGGUCCCAAGCACCUCUGCUGCUACUGCCCCAGUUGUCACCAGUGGAAUCGCCUCUACAGAGAUCCCAAGCACCUCUACUGCUACUGCCCCAGCUGUUACCACUGGAGUUGAAUCUACCAACGUUCCCACCAUCUCUGAACCAACAGCAACAGAAACAAAGCCAAUCGAUUCCAGAGAUGUUUCACCACAUACCGGUCCCGCCACCGGAGACGACGCUACACCUGUUGUUUCUAGUGGAUUGGGUUCUACAACAGUUCCUGAAACUUCGAGUUCUGCACCAGCCACUCCCCCAAAGGAGAAUGCUACCCUAACCCCCGCAAAGUCCUCUGCCGAAUCCGCCACUCCAUCCAGCACCAACGCUGCAGACAGCUCUGCUAAUUCUGCCGCGGCUGAUAAGAAGAAGAAGCGUACCAGCUUUUUCGGCAAGUUGAAGGCAAAAUUCCACAAGGAAUAAGUGGAUGAAAGUAGUGACUGGAUAAAAUGGUUGUGUUGAGACACACAGCGAUUAUACUCUGGGAGGCACACCUUUUUCCUGAACUGUAAGAUACUACCAGAUCCUUGUUUGCCUUGUCCCAGGAGUAUGUAAUGUGGAGGAAGGGGUUCAAAUUGGGAUAAGCGUAAAUAGGAAGGGAAGAGUGUGGAUUGUGCUUUUUGAUACCGGCUGAGUACCCUUGCCCGCCCUUGUUGCAUUGAAUUUUCUAGUUCUUGUUUUACAAAGUUACAAAUGGUUCUCUUGACUUCGCCGACAUUCUGGUGUUAGUUGGUAUUUAGUCUAGUUAGUGAUUGAUUGAUGAUGAUGGGUUUAGUCAAUUCAUGAAAGAUAAAUUGUGAGUGGAGGAAAGCAAGCAAGCGUACCACUUUGGAAAAUUGUAAAUAAAGGCUUUCCUCUCGUCUCUCUAAUGAAUAAGAAUGCAGUUUCA
Molecule: messenger RNA, 3516 nt
Organism: Botrytis cinerea B05.10
Lineage: Eukaryota; Fungi; Ascomycota; Leotiomycetes; Helotiales; Sclerotiniaceae
Exons: 4
Coding region: 783-3050 (755 amino acids)
Source: RefSeq, a predicted model, not a curated record